AUUUAUUAAUUGGUAUGUUGUUACCAAUUGUUACAUAUUACAUGUAUGUAGUUACUUAUGUGAUAUUCCUGUGACCGAUCAAAUACUAAUUGUUAGAUGCAACAAAGAAUAUAGAAUUGGAAAACUGUUGAUUAGUCUUUUUUGAAAUGUGUGAAAUUAUGGUUUUAUUGUGAAAAGUGUUUGGUUUUUUUUUAAGUGUUGUUUUAAUUUUCUGUUUUUAAAUUAUCAGAAUAAUGAAAAAUUUGUUUGUAUUAUUAAUUACUUUAAGUGGACUUACAUCGUCAGUCAAAGUACUUGCACAAGGCACAGAUUACUUGAGAGGUCCAACACCAACCAAAUCCUUAAACGGUAAUGAAAAACCUAAACUAAGAAAAUGUACAUACUCAAAGGCACAUGGAAUGCAUGGAGCUGAUUGUUCUGACAGAGAAUUAACUGAUUUACCUGAACAUUUGCGGUCGAAUAUAGAGAUUUUGGAUGCAUCGUAUAAUCGAAUAAGACGAAUUGAUAGAAUUUUAUUAUAUCCGAAAAUAAGAUACUUGUAUUUGGGUGAAAAUUUUAUUGUUAAUUUAAGACCAGGUACAAUUGAUAAAUUGGAAAAUUUGGAAGUAUUGGAUUUAUCUGUAAAUUCAUUACAAGAGAUUCCAAAAUUUGUUUUUGAAAUGUCAACAUUACGCCGCCUCUACUUAUCAAAUAGUUCGUUCCGUCAUGAAUUUUUUAACAAUGAAUUUGAGAUAAAAGCACCAUUAGAGUAUAUCGAUUUAGCCUAUUCUGAAAUGACUCAAAUGCCAAGAUUUGGUAUUAUGCCAUAUCUGUAUCACUUAAAUAUAUCGGGGAAUAAUUUUGAAAAAAUAACAAUUGAUGAUAUUAGUCCGCUUUGUCGACUCAAGAUUUUGGAUGUAACAAAUAUUGGUACAAAUCAAAUAUCUACGUGUGAAUGUAUUCAAUUGCAAAAUUAUCUAGCGGAUAUGAAAGUAAACGUCUUACCUGAUAUCAAAAGUAUCUGCAAUAUUAGUCGAUAUGAUAUCUCAGUUUGCCCACCAUAUUCAAACAGCACAAACAUGAAUUUACACAAUACUUGUUUGAAAAAUAUUCGAAUACGAGAAAAAGAGCAACAAGUGAAAGUUACUUGGACGUAUAUUGCUAUUGGAAUUUCAUCAUUUUUAGUUGGAUUUAUUGCAAUAUUGUACAUGAUUCAUCGAAGGAACGUCAAAAGUAUGAAACUGGAAGACAUUAAACAUCCUCUUAGCGACGCAACCAGUACUUUAGUUAAAGAAUAAUAUUAUUUACUUAUACAAUACGAUUUUACGUAAAACAAAAAACUAAAUCAAAUUGUUUUCUUUUUAACUUUUUAUACGUUUUCAUCAACAAGGCUCAAAAGGACCACACAGUUUUUUUUUAACUUUGGAAGAAUAUUAAUUUAACCUUUCUGAGUAAAAAUUUCUAUAAACAAAAGGUUUAAUUAAUGUUUCUUUCCACUAAACGAGAUUAUAACCGAAUCACAAAAACUUCGGUAGUUAGUUUGGGGAGGAUAUGGGCUCAUGAACUCCAUGAUAGGACUGGUUUAUUGUUAUACUCCUUACCCUGUUGUCAGAUUUCUAAAGAUACAUUUCCGCUGAGGCAACUUAUGGGCAACAUGUGGCAUGCGUCACUGAUGCGUGUAUAGGGUUGCCAUCACGGUCAGGUCUCUCGCCCGGCACAUUAUGAAGGUGGUGUUGUGGGAGGGGGUAUUGCAGUGAGAAGAGGUAAAUUCAAAAAAGUCUAAUUUCGUCAUAUAAAUAUAUUAGAAAUUUGCGCAUUUUGGCCAUCAUUUUGCACGAAAACUAUCAAUCUGUUUGUUUUGGCAUUAAUCCUUAAGAUCUAUCAACACUGAAUCACAAGAUACACACAUAAAAAUUUUACAUAAGCAUGACUCGAACAAAACGAACAAACAUGAAAAUUAUGCACGAACGUGACUCAAAUAGAACGAAUAAAAAAGUUUUACAAUUGACUUCUUAUUGUGAUACCAACAAAAUAAGCUAAAUAGCCCUAUAGACACUAAAAUCAUGAAGAAAAUCAAUUCUCACUACUCUAGUUACUGCAGCUAGUUUACCUCAUGAGGUAAAAUCCAUCGUGGUGGCGAUUCAGCAGUCAUAAUGCUAUUUUUUUCUUUUUCGAUCCUGACCACGCGCUGGCCCAGCAAAAUUUUCAAAAAUCCGGCUGCCCGACAAAACUCACUGCAGGGCGAAUCCCGAGCAGGUGGCAACCCUAUGCGUAUGGCAAAGAUUAUUUCAAGCAAAGCAACAAUAUGUAGCAAGUAAAAAUAACGAAUAUCAACUGUUGUUGCAACAUGGCGCCAGACGCAUGUGUCACUGUACAGUAUGUCGCACGAUAUUGCCAGUAUCCAAGUCAUAGUAGAUGAUAGGGGGUGGAAAUGCAGAAGCAAUCUUAUUUAUUGACGACUACUGAACGAAUUACCAGACUUCACUGGAGUUCCGAAAAAAGUAAAAAUUUGCUCAUACCGAUAUGAUUUCGUGUUCUGAUAGUAGUCGUCUGCUUCUUAGUGGCCUUUUCAACUAGGUAGUCAAAUCUUACCUUAUUCAUACGUGUAAAAUGUUUAAUUUUGAAACAAGUUUUCGAAAAUUUCUAGCAUUUUUUGUUAUUUUUAACAAAUUUUAAACUUUUUGCUGAAGCUCCUCCUCUCUUCUAAAACUUCUUAAAGUAGUCCGGCCGAUACGUGACUAGUCAACUAGGCAAUUUGUAUGGCAUAAAUGUAAUAAAAUACUCUAAAAAUAUCGUAAAAAGGUCAAAAACCAAAGAUUUUUAUUUUUCC
This is a messenger RNA of Chrysoperla carnea, 2809 nucleotides long. Its product is annotated as leucine-rich repeat-containing protein 19-like. The transcript is spliced from 5 exons. NCBI's taxonomy places the organism in Eukaryota, Metazoa, Arthropoda, Insecta, Neuroptera, Chrysopidae. Bases 234 to 1277 code for a protein of 347 amino acids. The record is from RefSeq and is a predicted model, not a curated record. Gene Ontology annotation, molecular function: protein binding.